This is a messenger RNA of Podarcis raffonei (Aeolian wall lizard), 3101 nucleotides long. It is a transcript of the gene GUCA1B, whose product is annotated as guanylate cyclase activator 1B. Gene Ontology annotation, cellular component: cone photoreceptor outer segment; photoreceptor inner segment. The transcript has 4 exons. Gene Ontology annotation, biological process: visual perception. NCBI's taxonomy places the organism in Eukaryota, Metazoa, Chordata, Lepidosauria, Squamata, Lacertidae. The record is from RefSeq and is a predicted model, not a curated record. Gene Ontology annotation, molecular function: calcium sensitive guanylate cyclase activator activity; calcium ion binding. Bases 245 to 835 code for a protein of 196 amino acids.
UCCACUCCCAGUUGCGCUUGUAUGAGAAUGACACUGGAAGGCUGAGUAGCCACUGCAUGGAAGACGGGUAAAAAGAAGAGGGGAAAAUGAUAAGGAGAAGCAGCCCAGCAUAAUUGUGCAAUAUUCACCAAAGCAAGAAAAAGAAAACUCACAUCGUAAGUUUUUUAAAAAGUUAUUCAAGAAAGAAAAUACCAAGCUGAAAGAGAAGGGGGAAAAUCCCACCACUUCUAUUUUGUGAAAAAACAUGGGACAACGCUUAACAAAUGAGGAGGGGGAACAAGUUGAGAUUGAUGUGGCUGAACUGCAGGAAUGGUAUAAGAAGUUUGUGGUGGAAUGUCCAAGCGGGACUCUUUUCAUGCAUGAAUUCAAGCGAUUCUUCGGAGUACAGGAUAAUCAGGAGGCAGCAGAAUACGUGGAGAACAUGUUCAGAGCUUUUGAUAAGAAUGGGGACAACACCAUUGAUUUCCUAGAAUAUGUGGCUGCUCUGAAUCUUGUUUUACGAGGGAAGUUGGAACACAAACUGAGGUGGACGUUCAAAAUAUAUGAUAAGGAUGGCAACGGCUGCAUAGACAAACCUGAGCUCUUAGAAAUAGUUGAGUCUAUUUACAGGCUUAAGCAAGUAUGCCAGCCUGAUGAAGACCAAGGGGCACCUCGUCUCACUCCAGAAGAAGUUGUGGACAGGAUAUUUCAGUUAGUGGAUGAAAAUGGAGAUGGGCAGCUUUCUCUGGAUGAAUUCAUUGACGGGGCCCGAAAAGACAAGUGGGUGAUGAAGAUGCUACAAAUGGAUGUGAACCCAGGAGGAUGGAUUGUUGAGCAGAGGAGGAAAUCUUCGUGACCGGAAGGAUGUGGUGUGGGGCAGCGGGUGGUUCAGUGUGUUGCAUUUCCAGUUGUAACCAAAUGGAGAGUGCUUCCUUUCAUUCUAGAAUCAUUUGCUUAACCGAAAGCAUUCUCCAGCAACUCUGUGAAGCACGCGUAUUGAAAGUACCAUGGGUACUAACCUAUGUGAGCCAUGGCUGGCCAGUCAUGCUAGGAAAUAACCAUAUGCAUAAAUAUUGUCCUGUUUGCUGGUCCAGGUAUCAAAAGGGACUGACUUAGAAGAGUCUCAAAAGUGAACACUGAGUGUCAUUUGAUGCUCAGAUGCACAAAGGGACUGAUUAGUAAGUCACAAUGCUUUCUUUGUAGGUGUAUGUCUGCUAUUUUAUGUCUGAGGAGAAAGAGAUGAACUUGCUGGAAGAGAGGAAGUUCUUUGGUAACAGAGUUUGAGAAUAUGGCUGGUUUGUUCUGAUUCUGAGUUUGUGUGUUCCAAGGGUUUUACUUGAUGUUAAUAUUCUGCUGCUAACCUAAACCAUUUGGAGACUGUUUCAUCGCAAGUGAGAUGUUCCAACUUUUUGUAACAUUGCAAACGCACAGCCAAGCAUUUAUGGAAUUGGAAACAGGAAAAGAACCUAUUUACUAUAUGCAAUGAGACUGCAGGGAGUAAAGGCUCUUAUCAGACCAAGUGCAGUAUAUUAUGUAUACUGGACUUGUAGCAUCAUACACCUAUUGUGUUCUGAGUCGAUUUCCCUCUGUCAACUCACUGAUUGUCUUAGGGCAGAUUCCUCUACAUGGUAGAUCCUUCUUCGGAACCCUUUUCUAGGAAUUUUAGUGUCAUUGAGGAAACUUUGGUCUGGUUAAGAUGAUCCUCCACACUACAGUUUGAAAAAUCAGAAAGAUGACAUAACAUCAUGCGCUUGCAGUAGCUGUCUCUCUCUUGCAUUUUCUUGUGGCAGUUCCCACUCCCUUUCCUUAUUUCUUCUAACCAUGGUUUGCCAUAAUUAUUGACUUGGGCAAACUGUGAUUAGCAAUAACCAGGACUAACUCCAAACAAUGAUUUGCAAGCCUAUGGUCUCAAGGCAUAGUUUGCAGGCAAGUAUUACCCUUAGUUUGCCAUCUUUGGACAUCACAACAAACUAUGGUUAGUGGAAACCUGAUAAUGGAGUGGCUCAGUGUGCAUCAAUGGAGGUGAGAGGGGGAAGAGAAAGUGCGAGAACACUUGGUACCUUCCCAAACUUCCAAACCAUGGUUUGGAGUACUGUAUCAUGAUGUCUGCCCAGGCCUGAAUAUGAGGAUGGUGACAGGGCAGCAUGUUCUGGUGAGAAAUGAUGCUAAUUGUGAAAUAAGCAGUGCAGAUUUGUCACAUUUGCACUAAAAGUUUGCAGAUGAAUUAGUGAAUAAAUAAGGUGAGGCUCCAUUUGCUGAGCCUGUUGCACAUUGUGAAUACUAGGCAUAAGUGCUCAUUAGCAAAUAGGUGACAUUGUAUUAUAUUUAUUAAAACCAUUCAAAUACAGAAGAACUCAUUUGUUUGGCCUGCAUUACAUUCAAGCUUUCCAGAGACUACAAGGCAGGAUCAGUGCCAGGUUUAGUGGGGUAUUUGGCACUGCACAGGUGCCCCUCUUGCCUUGAUAACCUGCAGGCUCAGCAACAGAAAAAGCUGGUCCAGCCAGCAAGCUAUGCUAUAUUGGAGCCCCAGAAACACUGAGGGAGGUUAAAAUGACAGGAGCCACCCACAGCUAUGCGGGAGCCAGUGCUGAGAGGACCACCAGGCCUCAGUGGCCAAAUCAGAAUUUGGUGGUGCUUCCUCAGUAAGGGUUCAGGCCCUUAGCAAUGGCCUGGUGGUGUUGACCCCAGUCACUGGAUGGUAUAGCAAUAGUAUGGAAUGGUCUGGCCCAAAGCUCACAACAGACUGAUCAUUCUCGUGAUCACUCAAUAUCUUCAUUUUCACAUAACUCUUUGGCUGCACAUUCAAUUUGUAAAGCAUGUGGAAACACCAGAAAUAAAGUCAUAUAGGCAAUAUUUUUGAAUAUUCAUAGAUAUGUAAUUAUGGGAGGGGUCUGUUACAUCUAUCAGAGAUAUCAUAUUCUGGUAGAAUUGUGUAAUACAAUAAGAAGACCCAAAUGCUAAACUAAACCAGCUGAAUAAUAAUUUUCUCACCUUACCUUGAAUGUAUUUUAUUUGCCAUUUUCUUAUUCUUCAGACUCAUAAGACAAAAUCCACUCUGUACAAGGUUGGAAUAAUAUGUAUAUAUAUUUCUGUGGCCUUUUGUUAUAAACCCUUUGCUUCUC